Molecule: messenger RNA, 330 nt
Organism: Arachis ipaensis
Lineage: Eukaryota; Viridiplantae; Streptophyta; Magnoliopsida; Fabales; Fabaceae
Product: uridylate kinase PUMPKIN, chloroplastic-like
Biological process (GO): UDP biosynthetic process
Molecular function (GO): UMP kinase activity
Source: RefSeq, a predicted model, not a curated record
UUGUUGUUGUCAGGAAGCCUGAAAUUCCAUCCAUGUCUCCGUUUGCACUGUCAAUGAAUGAAUCCAGCAACCAACCCAUCAAGUGGCAAAGGGUAUUGCUCAAAGUCAGUGGAGAAGCUCUUGCCGGAGAUCACUCCCAGAAUAUUGACCCCAAGAUAACUAUGGCUAUUGCAAGGGAGGUAGCAGCUGUGACUCGUCUUGGCAUUGAGGUUGCAAUAGUAGUUGGUGGGGGUAACAUCUUCCGUGGAUCAUCUUGGGCUGGAUGCAGUGGCCUGGACCGGUCAUCUGCUGAUUAUAUUGGGUAGUUACCUUACUCUCUCUUAAUUAAGC